Molecule: messenger RNA, 3466 nt
Organism: Peromyscus californicus insignis
Lineage: Eukaryota; Metazoa; Chordata; Mammalia; Rodentia; Cricetidae
Gene: Znf410
Product: zinc finger protein 410
Biological process (GO): regulation of transcription by RNA polymerase II
Cellular component (GO): transcription regulator complex; PcG protein complex
Molecular function (GO): RNA polymerase II cis-regulatory region sequence-specific DNA binding; DNA-binding transcription factor activity, RNA polymerase II-specific
Source: RefSeq, a predicted model, not a curated record
CCCAACUCUAAAUUUGUUUUUUAAUUCUUACUUAGACUUGAGGACUUUUAACUCCUAGUAAACAUCUCCUUGCCACCCCGAGGUUUUCUUCGGAUACUAUGUAGCCCGGUUGUCCUUGUCAUGCAGUCCUCAGACAGGAUUACAGCCUUGCUCCUCCGUGCCCAGCACGCAACUGUGUACCGAUGAAUUCAUUUCACCCGGAACGCCCAAAAUGUUUUCUACCCAAACUAGUACUCCCUAGCUCGUUUAGGCUCCUGGUUUACCUCUAAACAUGAAAAUAAACGCCUUAAGAGAACAUUAAUUCACACGGGCACUAUCUUUAAUCCCUUACUCUAUGUGUACCACAUCAUGAGGGUUUGUUGUUGUGGUUGCUUUGUUUUUGACAGUCUCACUACGCAGCCCUAGCUGUCCUAGCUGUGCCAGGGUGCUGGGAUUACAGGACUGUGCCACCACGCCAGGACUUUACAUUUCACGCAGUCAGUCAAACUCAAAAGUUCCAUCGAGUACUAUUAUUCACCUCGGAACUCAGGUAUAGCUCUCAGUCAGGACAUCCCAGAUCUCUGGGAAUUCUUCAAUGUCCCCAAGGCUGUCCGUGUCUAAAUUCAUACCCAGUCCAGUGGGCAGUGCGGGGCUGGAUUGUGCAGGUCCCUCCUUGGGCCGUGAAGAUUUCAGGUCCUCUUCAUGGAGAGUUUUGGUGUUUCGGGAGCAUUGUUUCUCGUUCACUGUAUCAGAACUCGGCUCCGGAGAAAGCUGCCCACCGGUUCAUUGCCGCGGCCGCACACACCCUCCUCGGCGGGAAGGUGGUGACGUCACGGCUAGACGGCCCUGACCUGGUUUCAGACUUGGCGGACCCGAGCGCCCCGGAGGGCAGGGGGGCGGGGCCGGGGUGCUGCCGCUCGCCGGCCGGAGACCAGCGCGGGUGUGAGCGGAGGUGGAGAUCGGCCCACGCAGCUGCCGCAGGGUCAGCACCUCGACCUGAGGAACACCCGCGGGGCGGAGAAGAAAGCCAGGGGGUAUGCUCGUGGGGGGGUGGCCAAACUUCCUGUCCCGCUCUGGAGCUGCUUCCGGCGGGAGCCGGAAGACGCCGUGUGUGUGGACGGAAUUCGGGACUGGCUGACGGACGGCCAGCUGCCCUGGACUGGAAGGUUAAAUUGAUUACCAACCUAGUUCAGCACCUUACAGGAAAAGCAUAAUGUUUCUUAAAGGGAUAUGAGUAUAACAGGAAGGUGUCAUUGACUCUGAAUUAGAUUUGAACCUGUCCCCUGAACAGCUGCAGGAUUUCAGAAGCUGAAUCAAUGUUAUCAGAUGAGUUAGAAUCCAAACCAGAGCUCCUGGUGCAGUUUGUUCAGAAUACCUCCAUCCCCCUGGGACAAGGGCUAGUAGAAUCAGAAGCUAAAGACAUUACUUGCUUAUCCCUCCUUCCAGUGACCGAGGCCUCAGAAUGCAGUCGGCUAAUGUUACCAGAUGAUACUCCAAAUCAUACUAAUUCCUCCAAGGAGGUCCCUUCUUCAGCUGUUUUGAGGAGCCUUCAGGUGAACGUGGGCCCAGACGGAGAAGAGACAAGGGCUCAGACUGUACAGAAGUCCCCAGAAUUCCUGUCCACUCCGGAGUCGCCCAGCCUGUUGCAAGAUCUACAGCCAAGUGACAGCACUUCCUUUAUUCUUCUUAACCUAACAAGAGCAGGUCUGGGCUCUUCAGCUGAGCACUUUGUGUUUGUACAGGAUGAGACAGAGGAUUCAGGGAAUGACUUCCUCUCUGGGGAGAGCGCAGACAGCAGCAUCCCGUGGUUCCUCCGGGUCCAGGAACUGGCCCAUGACAGUUUGAUCGCUGCUACCCGCGCACAGCUGGCAAAGAGCGCAAAGACCAGCAACAGUGGAGAAAAUGUCCACCUUGGCUCUGGCGAUGGGCAGCCCAAAGCUUCUGGGCCCCUUCCUCAAGUGGAGAAGAGACUUAAGUGCACAGUUGAAGGCUGUGACCGGACGUUCGUGUGGCCAGCUCACUUCAAGUACCACCUGAAAACCCAUCGGAACGAGCGCUCCUUCAUCUGCCCUGCAGAAGGCUGUGGGAAAAGCUUUUAUGUGCUGCAGAGGCUGAAGGUGCACAUGAGGACACACAAUGGGGAGAAACCCUUUAUGUGCCAUGAGUCUGGGUGUGGUAAACAGUUCACCACAGCUGGCAACCUGAAGAACCACCGUCGCAUCCACACAGGAGAGAAGCCUUUCCUUUGUGAAGCCCAGGGAUGUGGCCGUUCCUUCGCCGAGUAUUCAAGCCUUCGGAAACACCUGGUAGUUCACUCAGGAGAGAAACCUCAUCAGUGCCAAGUCUGUGGGAAGACCUUUUCUCAGAGUGGGAGCAGAAAUGUGCAUAUGAGAAAGCAUCACUUGCAUCUGGGAACCACUGGGAGUCAAGACCAGGAACAAACUGCCGAGCCACUAAUGGGCAGCAGUUUGCUUGAGGAAGCUUCAGUACCCAGUAAAAACCUGGUGUCUAUGAGUUCCCAGUCCAGCCUCGGUGGAGAGUCCCUGAGUCUACCAAAUACCAAUUCUAUUCUUGGAGUUGACGAUGAGGUGCUUACUGAAGGAUCCUCCCGCCCCCUGUCUGCAGUGACGGGUGUGACACAUCACUUGGUGACCAUGCAGUCGGGGAGGCAGUCCUAUGAAGUUUCUGUCCUGACUGCAGUCAAUCCACAGGAGUUACUAAAUCAAGGAGAUUUAACUGAAAGACAGACAUGAGUAUGCUGACUCCUGGAGGAGCAGCUCUAUCUGCCCCCAGAGUGCAUGAUGGGAACAAGAUCCAAAAGGCUCACAUUCUGCCAGAACUAAAAUGAAUCUGUGAAGGACAAUGACCUCACCCUGCCUCUGUUCAUCUUCCCUGGCAGAGAAGAGGGAUGUCUGAGGGCCUCUCUUCAACCUCCAUCUGAUCCAGACAGAGUGAGGCAGUGACGAAGGCUGGGUACCUGUAGCCGCCUCUCACUCUUCCCACUGCAAAGUUCUGGGGUGGACUUCUCUCAAAAGCAAGUUUAAUGAUGUGUUGGAUGAAGAUUUUCAUUGUGACUGUUCAGGUUUCCCUUUGAAGAGUCUUCAUCCUAGACCCAGCUGUCUUUUCAGAGGGUUGAAUGAUUUCCUGCCUCCAACCACAGAACUUCACCAGGACAUUGAGUUUUCGAGAUGCCUUGUUGCUUUGAAGAAGGAAGUGAUGUCAAUUAUGUUGUGGCAUUUUUCCUUUAGCAACCUGAGUAAAGGACUCUCAGCCACUGGGCUGUAAAAAAAUAAAUUACUUGAAUCUCCCCUUGGCCCAGGCUGAGGUACCAACUUACCCUGUACACCUCGACUCGGUCAUUUUUUGUUUCGUUUGGGACUUAAAAUAGCAUGUUAUGAGGGGGGGUUGUUUAUUUUUGUUUUGUUUAAGUUAAAAACCACAUGAUCUAGAGUUUCAGUUUUCCUUUUAAAUAAACAAAACAACCCAA